Anisakis simplex (herring worm) is the source of this 801-nucleotide messenger RNA. Lineage: Eukaryota; Metazoa; Nematoda; Chromadorea; Rhabditida; Anisakidae. The record is from the annotation of a GenBank genome assembly.
CAACAAGCAGCAGUCGCGUUACGACCGUUUUAUUUCGUUGUUCAUCCGGAUCGUUUCGCGAAUAAACCCGACAUCAAAUCACACAAUGAACAGUCACUUAAGACAUUCAAUGGCUACUUGAAUGAUUUAUUUCCGUUGAGAAGAGUACCGGAUCCGGUCAAGGUGGAGUUUUAUCUGGCCGAAAAGAACGUUAAAAAUCUUCGAAAAGUGCAAAUCUCAUUGUCCGGAACAGAUGCGCGUUCUAUUGUUGUAACUGCGUUGACGCAGUGUAAUCUGCCGACGAAAAAUGUGCCAACGACAUUGUCAGAUUCAGUCAGAAGCGGUAAACCGCGUAAUUCAUUCGACUCGAGUGAAAUGGAUGCCGCCGAAGAGAUGAUGCGAUUAUUUCGCAAAAAACGUUCGAAAUACUUCCGAAGAAACGAUCUUACGGCCGCUUUGAAGAAACAUAAAGAUGCUGCCAGCGAGGCUGUUAGAGCGUUCGAAAAGACUUCCGAACUGCUUAAGGAGGAAAUAGCGGAACUUCGAGAACGGGCUGGCGUCACCGAGAUAUUCUGGACGACCGACUGGUCGAAAUCGCAUAUGCGAAGGUGUUUGGUUUCGGUGAAUCGAGUCAUUGACCAUGCAUCCGCAUCGCACAACAUCGCUGGAUCUGAAAAUCCCAUUGUUGCCGCUCUCCGUGGAUACUGUCUAAGGUUGGUCAAUGCCAAGACAUGCAUGCUUCAGUUGAAUUCUGCAUUUAUCCUUUCUAUUAUUGUGGUGGUUGAUGUCCGUCCUUUUUUGUUGUCAGUGAUUAAUAACUGA